GUAUCAUUAUAAAGUUGGGUGGUCGGGACUCACCGAUUCUUCUGUCCACUUGAAUGGUUUCUUGCCAUCUAAAAAUAGAAAAUAUCACUGGCAAUGAUGAAGUGAAUUAACAAUAAUGAUAGAUAAGAUGGGAAAUUCCAAGCGGACUUUACAUGUGCAGGAUUAUUCCUAAAACUGUACCGUGGCCAAGACUGAGACCUAUGUAGGUAAUUUUUUCUUUCGCUUCUGAAAAAUCAUCGCUACUCCCAGGGCUCUCUCACUCUCUUGUGUGCCUCCGCUCUCUCCAAAACACUCUGAUAUCUUAUUGUAGAAAGUGAUGGCCGUAAACAGCAAUGGCGUCCUCGGUUCCCCGAGUCCAGAGUGGUUACGUUCACUCAGAAAAACAAAAUAUUCUUCGCUGCCGAGUUCUGUGAUGCUACUCGUUAAUCCAUCGGAAAGGAGGAGCUUUCUGUGGAAAAGUGACUUUGCCCAUAAGGGAAGAAAACACUGGGGAGUAUUUGCAGGUUUAAUGACCAAUCCAAAUGAUUUUGAAGUCGGAAGAUUCAUUGGGGAUUAUGGGUUUAUGAAUAUCACCAGCUACUCUUCGUUUCAAUCAGGGAGCUUCCUUGAUGGCGGAAGACUUGAAGACGUGGAUAGUCGAAAGUAUCAGAGUGAUAUCGAGAGCUUACAAGUUCAAGACGUCAGAGAGGGGCCUGUCAAGAUCAGGCUUUAUGAUGGUCGAGUAACUCAGGGUCCUAAGAAGGGAACUCGAGUUAUGUUUAAGGUUUAUCCUGGAAAAUGGAAUGGUGGCAUAGAAGCUGAAACGAUGGCUGCAAACGAGCUUAGAGCUCAUGCUUCCCUCCAAGAUGUUGCGGAAGAUGUCUGUCAAAAUCUUCAGAUACUGUUAGGUGGUUUUGAAACAAGCACAGGUGAACAGUGGCUUGCAUUCCAGAAUGAUGGAACAUAUAGCGCAGCAGACUAUGCCAAGGUUAUGAGCGAAUCAGUAUCAAAUUCUCAAGCCCAAAGAGAGUGGAAAUUAUGGAAUCCUUUUGAAUGGAAAGAGUCCAUCAAACGCAGGCAAAUUUUUGUGAUUAAGAUACUUCGGGGUGCUAUACAUGGACUUGCCUUCAUGCAUGACCAUGAUAGGCUACAUCAAAGUCUUGGACCAGCUUCUGUAGUUCUCAACACAAUUAGAGAGAAGGAUGUUGCCUAUUUGGUGCCACAAGUUCGUGAUUUAGCAUUUUCUGUUGAUAUAAGGUGCUCAUCUCUAGAGUCAGGCCCAAGCCUUCUCUCAGAUGCAUUAUGGCACAGGGCAGCUAGGGCAGGUGCUUUUAACUCCUUGGAGAAGCGAACCUUUGGUAUAGCAGAUGACAUCUUUGAAGCUGGACUUCUCCUGGCAUACUUGGCCUUUGUCCCAUUCUGCGAAGCAGGCAUAAUGGAUGGGCCCUCACUACAGAAGCUGUUGGAGAGCACUUUCCAACUGAACAUGGAAGCAGUAAGAGAAUAUUGUCAAGCGGAUGAAUGCCUCUCUGAGGCUGUCAACUUUUUAGACCUUGGUGGUUGUGCUGGUUGGGAGCUUCUGCAGGCGAUGCUGAAUCCAGACUAUCGCAAAAGGCCGAUGGCAACGACUGUUCUAAAGCAUCGGUUUAUGACCGGUGAUGUUCUUUAGAGACCUUUACCUGACUCAGGAGAGGAGAGGGAAAACACGCAUUUCUUUGUACUCAAACAUAUAGACACCAGAGUUUUAUUAAUUUUGAUAUUGUUGGGAAUUCAUCAGUGACAAGAAGCACUUAUCAACUAGUUGUAAGUCCAACCAGCGACCUCUCUUCUGACAAAUAAGUCAGAGCUUUCAAGAUCAAAUAGUCGGAUCCUCAUUCAGGCUUGGUCUAGAAACUCUGGUUCAUGAUUUGGCAUCUGAUUUCUACGGCAUCUCAGACCUUUUCAUUAAUCGAUUGGUUCUAGUUAGUCCAACCUUUAAAAAUCCAACAGCAACCAGCAAGGAUGACAACAUUAUGACCAUGAUUACGGCGGCUAGCUCAUUCACACAUCGGGCGGUUGGAACUUUGGUGGCUCUGAGAUUUCAAGAUAUCUAUGUCAAAGUUUCUGUCACUUUCGUUUCUAACAUUUAACCAGGCUUGGAUAGCAUGAAUGCAUUAUAAUAAAUAAGUUUAUUGUGUAGAAGCUCAAAAAUAGAGUGACAGAACU
This is a messenger RNA of Nymphaea colorata (pocket water lily), 2184 nucleotides long. RefSeq lists its product as uncharacterized. The transcript has 12 exons. The record is from RefSeq and is a predicted model, not a curated record. Gene Ontology annotation, biological process: protein phosphorylation. Gene Ontology annotation, cellular component: chloroplast. Gene Ontology annotation, molecular function: protein kinase activity; ATP binding. Lineage: Eukaryota; Viridiplantae; Streptophyta; Magnoliopsida; Nymphaeales; Nymphaeaceae. The coding region runs from base 317 to 1648 and encodes 443 amino acids.